Molecule: messenger RNA, 4818 nt
Organism: Danaus plexippus (monarch butterfly)
Lineage: Eukaryota; Metazoa; Arthropoda; Insecta; Lepidoptera; Nymphalidae
Gene: stc
Product: protein shuttle craft-like
Exons: 17
Coding region: 335-3940 (1201 amino acids)
Biological process (GO): negative regulation of transcription by RNA polymerase II
Cellular component (GO): nucleus
Molecular function (GO): zinc ion binding; DNA-binding transcription factor activity, RNA polymerase II-specific; RNA polymerase II transcription regulatory region sequence-specific DNA binding
Source: RefSeq, a predicted model, not a curated record
CUUUCCUCCCCCUCCCCUUUGCCAUUUCAUCAAAUCAUCAGAUUUUAGCUCAUAUCUGAGUUAACACAUCGGCUUAGCAAACGCUUAGCCCAUUUAAUUUAGUACCACUUUCUUUUCUAAAUUAUUUUAUCAUUUACUUUUAUUAUUUAUAAUUUUUUUACACAUCCAAGUGCACUUUAAAUUAUCUACUGAGCGUUCACAAUUUCGUCUCUGAGGCCUUUGGUCUCGGCCAUUGGCCAAAAAAUCAAGAAAAAAUUACGAAAGAAUUAUAUGAAAUAUUUAUAUUUUUACACUAUUUCACAAUAUUAUUGGCGAAAUAAUAUCGUUUGCUGCAAUGUCUCAGUGGAAUAAUUCUUACUCCUACAAUAAUCAGUACCACACACCUAAUAAUUGGAAUGGGGACUAUAACAACCAAUAUCAGGCAUACUAUCCAAACGCUCAAUAUAAUGCGAACCAAUAUGUAAGCUUCGAUGAAUUUUUAUCCCAAAUGCACAUUUCCAACCCUCAAACAAACCCAUAUAAUACUCAAUAUCCAAACUAUCCCAAUAGUCAGUAUGCACAGUUACCUAAUUAUCAAAAUGAUUCACCCAACCAAAACUCUCAAGCUGUGUAUAAUUAUGAAACUAGUUCAAGCAAUUAUAAUUACAACAAUGAAACAUACCAGGGGAAUACAGAAGAACAGAUUCAGCAAACAUCAAUAGAUCAACAAUUACCAAGAGAAGUUGUGAAAUCCAAACUCAUGCCCACUGCCACUGAGUUUGUCCCUAAGCAAUCUAGCACUAGUAAUAAAGAACAACAUUCAAGCAAUACAAAUAGAAAUGCAGGUGAUAGUAACAAUUCCAAGCCAUCAGGUUCAACAAACUGGAGAGAAAGACCGCAGAACUCAAAGAAUUCUUUUACUUCAGAAUCUAGCAACUUUUACCAAAAAAAUGUGAAACCUCAAGAAUUAAAUAACCGCCAUAACAAAUAUGAUUCAAAAUACCGCAAUCAAGAUAAUCAAAAUACCAAUGGUGAAAGUAGUGGCCAAAAUUCUGCAAACCCUGUGCACAAAGAUCGUCCAAGUGAUGCUAAUAAUCGCAAAGGCAAAUCUAAGAGCAGACCCUUUGAAAACAACCAAAAUUUGGAACCUAGUUUCCGCAACCAAUAUAAUCAAGGCUACAAUAACCAGUCAAAACCUAAAAACCGUACUUACAAUGGCUGUAAUCAUGAAUCUAACCACAACGAAGAUAUAAACGAUAUCAGUUCAGCAUCCGAAUUACCUGAAAAUUCUAACAGUGACGAAGGGGGCCAAUCAAAAAGUAAUUCUAAGUUUAAAAGCAAAGACUCUGACCCAAGUCGGACUUUUUAUAACAGUGGAAUGCCAAAAGAAAGCCAAGAUGUAAGAAAUGGUAGAAGUGAAGGGUCAGGAAGGAAUCGUAGGUGGAUAGGAAGUCAAAGGUUAAAAGGUGCGGAAAGAGAUAUUUAUGAUGAUGAACAGUAUGCAAAGUCUUAUUUCCAUGCCAAAGAAGAAAGAAAUAGGGAUAAUCUAUCAAGUCCGGCCAAAGGGAAGAGUAAAAACUUGUCUAACCCGGGAGCUAACAUAGAUAUGACACAACGUGAGCGCUUAAGCGACCAACUAGACAGGGGCACCCUUGAGUGUCUUGUAUGCUGCGAGAGAGUUAAACAAACUGAUCCAGUAUGGUAUUGCGGUAACUGUUAUCAUGUAUUGCAUCUUCGUUGCAUAAGGAAAUGGGCUAUAAGUAGCAUGAUUGAAACGAAAUGGCGAUGUCCAGCAUGCCAAAAUGUGAAUCAAGACAUACCAACCGAGUAUAGAUGUAUGUGUGGUGCGGUCAGGAAUCCAGAAUACCAGAGGGGAUCGAGUGGUGCUCAUACAUGUGGCAAGUCCUGUAAGAGAAUGAGGCUCUGCCCUCAUCCAUGCACACUAUUGUGCCACCCUGGACCAUGCCCUCCGUGCCAGGCCACUAUAAGCAAGCAAUGCGGCUGUGGGGCGGAGACGCGUUCAGUUCUAUGUAGUAGUAAAUUACCGCAAGUCUGUGGAAGAGUGUGUAAUAAAAAAUUAGAAUGCGGGGUUCAUUCAUGCACUAAACAGUGCCAUGAAGAACAGUGCGACCCCUGCGAGGAAAUUGUCACACAAGUGUGUCACUGCCCCGCGGCCAAGUCUCGCUCCGUGGCGUGCACGUCACACACGGACCGCACCAGCUGGUCCUGCGGCGAGCAGUGCGGGCGUGUGUUGUCAUGCGGAGCGCACGUGUGUCGCGCGACCUGCCACGCCCCGCCCUGCCCUGCGUGUCCCCUCACACCCGACAACGUGCCGGCCUGUCCGUGUGGCAAGACUAGGAUCAAUAAAGAUCAGCGCAAGACUUGCGUGGACCCCAUACCGCUCUGUGGCAACAUUUGUGCUAAGCCUCUACCGUGCGGGCCGGCGGGCGACAAGCAUAUAUGUAAAGAGAGCUGUCACGAAGGUGGUUGCCGCGUCUGUCCCGACACAACUCUGCUGCAGUGCCGUUGCGGUCACUCGAGCCAAGAGGUGCCGUGUGCUGAUCUGCCGCAGAUGAUCAACAACGUAUUGUGUCAGAGAAAAUGUAACAAGAAGUUGUCAUGCGGCCGUCACCGCUGUCAUACCCGGUGCUGUGACUCUGCCACUCAUCGCUGCGCCGUCGUCUGCGGCCGUUCUCUCUCAUGUCAGCUCCACAGAUGUGAGGAGUUCUGUCACACUGGACACUGCGCGCCCUGUCCGAGAGUCAGUUUCGACGAGCUCCAUUGUGAGUGUGGCGCGGAGGUGCUGAUGCCGCCGGUCCGCUGCGGCACCAAACCACCCGCCUGCAGCGCCCCCUGCCGCAGGAGCAGACCCUGCGGUCACCCGCCGCACCACUCGUGCCACUCCGGCGAUUGCCCGCCAUGCGUCGUGCUUACAACUAAAAUGUGUUACGGAAAACAUGAAGAACGGAAAACAAUACCGUGUUCUCAAGAAGAAUUCUCCUGCGGCCUGCCGUGCGGGAAACCUCUUCCUUGCGGUAAACACACUUGUAUCAAAAUAUGUCACAAGGGAUCUUGUGAUAUAAGCACAUGUAGUCAACCCUGCACAUCCAAACGGCCGAGUUGUGGUCACCCGUGUGCUGCGAGGUGUCACUCUAGCGGCGGGGGCUCCUGUCCCAGUGCGGCGCCCUGUCGCCGGCCAGUACGAGCCACCUGCCAGUGUGGACGAAAACAAACAGAGCGAUCUUGCUGCGAUAACGCCAGGGACUAUGCCAAGAUGAUGAGUACCCUAGCGGCAACGAAAAUGCAAGAGGGUGGCACUGUGGAUAUAUCAGAUGUUCAACGACCCGGAUCAAUGCUCAAAACAUUGGAGUGUGACGAGGAGUGCUUCGUAGAGGCUCGGAGCCGUCGCCUGGCUUUGGCACUUCAGCUGCGAAAUCCUGACGUAUCGGCCAAGCUCGCGCCUCGAUAUAGCGAUCAUCUACGAACAACGGCCGCCAGGGAACCAACCUUCGCACAACAAAUACACGACAAGCUGACGGAACUCGUCCAAUUAGCCAAAAAGUCCAAACAGAAGACGAGAGCACAUUCAUUCCCAUCUAUGAACCGCCAAAAGCGUCAGUUCAUCCACGAGCUGUGCGAACAUUUCGGAUGCGAAAGUGUUGCGUAUGACGCUGAACCUAACAGAAACGUCGUUGCUACAGCCGACAAGGAAAAGUCUUGGCUGCCGGCUAUGAGUGUACUGGAGGUGUUAUCCCGAGAGGCUGGUAAGAGACGUGUACCCGGGCCGGUACUACGAGCGCCCGCCGCCGCCCUACCACCAACAAAGGAAAUACCAUCCACCACCUCAAAGUCCUCAUCGGGUGGCUGGGCAACGCUGACAUCUACUAACGCGUGGGCGGCCCGCAGUCAGCCCAAGAAGGAAGAAACCAAAAUUGACUAUUUCGAUAACCCUCCAGAGUAAAACUAGAUAGAGCGAAACAUUGUAUUGUAGUUAGUCAAUAUAUUACCCAAUUUGUUUAAUAAUUUAAUCUAAACAAUUAUAUAGAAUAAAAACAACAACAUAAAAAUGUUCAGCUAUAACAAGACUUACUGGAACGCUCACAGGACAGUAAAAUUUUGAUUAGGCUAAAUUUAUGGUCUUAAUUUUAUAUAUAACCUUGAAAGACAGAGUAUUGAUCCGAGUUACUAUUAUGUACAACUCUGUUUUUCAAAAAGUAUAUUGAUUGUUGUUGAUAUCAAAUCCAAUUUUGUUGAGGUCGCUAGUGUCUCUGUAAAUGUAUAGUUAUAUGAAUUGACCCGGUGACUGCAAUAGGUACUGGAAUAGUAACAUAUUUUGUAUAUUUAUUUAUAUUAUUUGUUAUUAAAUCAGUUUUCAGAGGUUAUGUUUCAAUAUAUUAAAUUGCAGGACGUUAAAGAUUUGUGCAGGAUGUUAAAGAUUUGUCCACUCAUUUAUUCUCUUAUGCUUGAUAUACAGAAAAUAUAUAUAUAUAUAUUUAUUUAUAACACUGCUUAAUUUUAACGAUUAUUGGCAUUUAUAUCUUUUUGCAAAAUUAAAUCUUGAAGUUUUUUAUUAUCUUAUUAAAUUUUUUUUUUUUUUUUACUAUAAAGUGUUGAGUUAAAAUUAUUGUGAUUUUAAUUAAUUACGAACUCUUGUCAUAUCGCCUUUGUGUUUAUAACAUAAAAAAUAGGAAAUGGAACUUGUGUUACCUCAAUACUGUCCCUCUCUUAUAAUAUUUGGAUGUUUUGUAAUAUUUUAUAAAUAUUGUAUUUUUAAAGAAUUCAUGUGUUCAGCUCAAACUAGCUAAUAUAGAAUUCUUAUAAUAUUGUUAUAAGACAUAA